Molecule: messenger RNA, 201 nt
Organism: Dictyostelium purpureum
Lineage: Eukaryota; Evosea; Eumycetozoa; Dictyosteliales; Dictyosteliaceae
Exons: 2
Coding region: 1-201 (66 amino acids)
Source: RefSeq, a predicted model, not a curated record
AUGAAUCAAAAAAUAGUCCAUAAAGAAUAUGAUACAGAUGAAGAUUAUUUCUAUGAUACAAACGAAAUUACUUAUGAUCAAGAUCAAGAUUUCACAGAAAAUUUAAUGAAGUUUAAGAGAGAUACCGGAAAGAUAAAUUACGAUACCGAUAAAGGCUAUGAAUCAAAACAUGGUUUAAUCUACUUUCAUGGUGGUACAUAA